AUGCCAAAGCCAGUUCUAGGACCAGAACGACGCACCAAUCCAUUAAUUUGGUGUGCAGCCAUAAUCUGCACUAUCUUAACCGUAGCCGUAAUCAUCACUGGUAUGGUCGUCUUCAUUGGCUACAUGGUCAUUCGACCAAAAGUCCCUCAAAUGAGUGUAGCAAGUGCCAAUUUAGACAGAUUUUCCUAUGACAUGGCCAGUGUUCUCACUCUCAGAGUCUCAAUUAUUAUCAAAGCUGAGAAUGACAAUUCAAGAGCCCAUGCAAGUUUCUAUGAGACGAGUUACACACUUAGCUUCCAUGGUGUUAAAGUGGCUUAUUUAAAUGCUGACCCUUUUGAUGUCCCUGCAAACAGCUCCAAGUAUUUGUAUUAUCCUGUUGAAUCAUCGUCGAUUCCAUUGACGCCAGAAGAAGGAGAGGUUGCUGAGCUUUUCUUAAGGCGGAAUCAAGUGGUUUUUGAUAUAAGAGGGAAUACAAGAACAAGGUGGAGAGUAGGGUUGCUUGGUUCUGUGAAGUUCUGGCUGCAUCUUAAUUGUCAGCUCAAGUUUCCGUUAAAUGGAACGACAAUUUACCCGAGAUGCAGCUCAAAGUCCAAAUGA
This is a messenger RNA of Nicotiana tabacum (common tobacco), 597 nucleotides long. RefSeq names its product NDR1/HIN1-like protein 12. Gene Ontology annotation, biological process: defense response to other organism. The record is from RefSeq and is a predicted model, not a curated record. NCBI's taxonomy places the organism in Eukaryota, Viridiplantae, Streptophyta, Magnoliopsida, Solanales, Solanaceae. Gene Ontology annotation, cellular component: plasma membrane.